AACGUCAAUGUCCUCUCUAUGAAAACGAGUACAAGACUACAAGUUUCAAUUUCUAGAAAAUCUGAUGCAAUAUCUAAAAUUCGAUUAUUUGGUGAAAUUCGGUAAAAAAAAUUAAUAAAAAAUAAAUUUAUAAUAUGGCUGAAGAAGAUGCAAUAUUUGAUCCAACUUUGGUGAAAAAAAAGAAAAAAAAGAAGACCGCCUUCGAUUUAGAUGCUGCUUUAGGUUUAGAAGACAGCUCUAACACAAAUGUUGCCGAAAAUGCUAACACAAACGAAGAAUCAUUGGAAACGGGUGGUUUUGGUGGAAAUGAGCUUGACGAUAAUUUAGAUUUAGAAAACUUUGGUAAAAAGAAAAAGAAAAAAAAGAAGACUUUUAAUUUAGACGAUUUGGAUAAUGCUUUACCGACAAAUGAUACGAAUGCAAAUGAUGGUGUAAACGAAGGUGCUGUCGAUGAUGUUAAUCUUGAGGAGGAUGUUGAUCUAGAUAUGGACUUUUCAAAAACAAAAAAGAAGAAAAAGAAAAAGAAGGAUCUAGAUGAGCUGGUCUCAGAGAAGCAAGAAGAUGAGAAAUCCGAUGAAAAAGAAAAUGGCCUAACCGAUACGGAUUUAAAUGUUUGCGAAUUUGUUGACGAAAAUAGUUCAACAUGGGCGGGAUCUGAUCGGGAUUAUACAUAUGAGGAAUUAUUAAAUCGUGUUUUUGAAAUUAUAUUGGAUAAAAAUCCGGACAUGGCAGGUGGUCGAAAACCAAAAUUUGUUAUGCGGCCUCCACAGGUAUUGCGUGUUGGUACAAAAAAGACCUCAUUUGCAAAUUUUACAGAUAUUUGCAAAACCUUGCAUCGUCAGCCUAAGCAUUUAUUAGAUUUUUUACUGGCUGAAUUGGGUACUAGCGGUUCAAUGGAUGGUAACCAACAGUUAAUAAUUAAAGGUCGUUUUCAACCGAAGCAAAUUGAAAAUGUUUUACGAAGAUAUAUCAAAGAAUAUGUUACCUGCCACACAUGUCGUUCUCCCGAAACUAUUCUUCAAAAAGAUACACGUUUAUUCUUCUUACAGUGUGAAUCUUGCGGAUCUAGAUGUUCAGUAGCAAGUAUAAAAUCUGGUUUUCAAGCUGUUACAAGCAAGCGUGCCGCCAUUCGUGCGAAAACGGCUUGAAUCUUUUAAUUUUUUCUUUUGUUUGAAAUCUUUAAAAUCAAAAAAAGAAUUAAUAAAUUUGAGAAUCAAUAUUUCGAAGUCCACAAUAGCUAUUUUAGAUUCAUACUUUUAUUUUUUCUUCAGUCUAGCUCAAUGAAAUUGUCUCAAAAACAAUU
This is a messenger RNA of Condylostylus longicornis, 1303 nucleotides long. RefSeq names its product eukaryotic translation initiation factor 2 subunit 2 (gene eIF2beta). Gene Ontology annotation, biological process: formation of cytoplasmic translation initiation complex; formation of translation preinitiation complex; translational initiation. Gene Ontology annotation, molecular function: translation initiation factor activity; translation initiation factor binding; mRNA binding. The record is from RefSeq and is a predicted model, not a curated record. Gene Ontology annotation, cellular component: eukaryotic translation initiation factor 2 complex. NCBI's taxonomy places the organism in Eukaryota, Metazoa, Arthropoda, Insecta, Diptera, Dolichopodidae. The transcript is spliced from 4 exons. Bases 135 to 1148 code for a protein of 337 amino acids.